UUCCCCCAUUGCCCCUGAGUCACCCCUUUUUGUGCCCCAGUUUCCCUCUACGGCCCAGCAGCACACCCCCCCCGUGCCUCAGUUUCCCCUCUCUCCUAGCACCCGGCGAAGCACCGCAGGACACCACCUCCACGGGGAGGGGGCACCCAGCCCCCUGCCCCCCCCCAGGGCUCUGCUGCCACCCCCUGAUACCCACCCCCACCCCCCCAUGCCGCUAGGCCUGGGCCGCCGCAAGAAGCCCCCGCCGCUGGUGGAGAACGAGGAGGCGGCAGGGGGACGUGGGGGGGCUGCUGGUGAGACCCCGGGGGGGCCGGUGGGUGUUUCUGGGGGGCCCCCCGCCCCGGGGCUCCCCCCCCCGCCCCCUGCCCUUCGGCCUCGCCUGGUGUUCCACACGCAGCUGGCACAUGGCAGCCCCACCGGCCGUGUCGAGGGGUUCACCAAUGUCCGUGAGCUCUACGGCAAGAUCGCCGAGGCCUUCCGCAUCCCCCCGGGAGAGGUGAUGUUCUGCACCCUCAACACACACAAGGUGGACAUGGAGAAGCUACUGGGCGGGCAGAUUGGCCUGGAGGACUUCAUCUUCGCCCACACCAAGGGGCAGCGCAAGGAGGUGCAGGUCCUCAAGUCGGAGGAGGCCCUGGGGCUCACCAUCACCGACAACGGCGCCGGCUAUGCCUUCAUCAAGCGGAUCCGGGAGGGCAGUGUCAUCGACCGGAUCCCAGUGAUCAGCGUUGGGGACAUGAUCGAGGCCAUCGACGGGCGGAGCCUGGUGGGCGCCCGGCACUACGAGGUGGCCAAGAUGCUGAAGGAGCUGCCCCGGGGGCGCACCUUUGCCCUCCAGCUCACCGAGCCUCGCAAGGCCUUUGACAUGAUUGGGCCGCGGGCAGGGGGUGGCCGUGGCGGGCCCCCCCCCCCCCGGGCACUGGCCGGGGCACCCUGCGCCUCCCGUGCUCGGGGACCUGCCACCGUUGAGGAGCAGCCGUCUGCCUUCGAGGAGCGGGCUGUGGCCAAGGUGGACGAUCUGCUGGAGAGCUACAUGGGCAUCCGUGACAGUGAGCUGGCUGCCACCAUGGUGGAGCUGGGCCGGGACGCCCGCGACCCCGACGCGCUGGCCCAGGCCCUCGACUCCCAGCUCGGGGACUUCGCCUUCCCCGACGAGUUCGUCUUUGACGUCUGGGGGGCCAUUGGUGACGCCAAGGUGGGGCGCUGCUAGGGUGCCCCCCCCGCUGCGGGGUCCCCCCAGGGCUGGGGACCCCUUCCCUGGGCCGGGAGCAUCCCUAGGGUUAGGGGAUCCCCCCCUCCCCCACACUGACUGCCAUGGACUGGGCCCCUCUGCUCGAUUCCAUGAUUGGAGGACACACCCCCCCACUUGCAAAUGGGGCCCCUCAAAAAGCUGGACCUCCCCCCAGAAUACCUGCUGGAGAGGGGGGGCUCCCCAGCAUUCCCCGAGGGACAUGGAGCCCUUACCCCAGCCAGGGAGCCCCCCAUGAAGUCCCCUCUCAGGACCCCGUAAUGGAGCUGAGUGCCCCACCUCAGCUGUAGACCCCCCCCAAAUUACCUGACCCCCCCUUUCCCAGCUAGGGCCUCCCGAGCAUGGGGACCCCCACUGCACCUUCAGACACCCUGCCAGGGGACCUGGGUGCCAGCCCCCUGAAUAUCGCCCCCCCAGCCCCCUUGCAGCUGGCCUAGGACCCGCAACAGAGGUGGGUGCCCCCCCCCCCCCCAUUUCCUGCUUUCCUCUCCCAUGGAUGUGGGUCCUUUUGAUCCCCUCCCCAAUUUUUGGGCCCCCUCCUCAGUCAGGAGAUCCCACUCCAUGUUCUAGGACCCCCCAUCCACGGGCCUUGGUGCCCCCCCCCCCCCAACAUGGCACCCUUCUAAAGCACCCCUGGGCCUGAAGACACCCCAGUUGCCGCGCCCCCCCCCCCCUUACCGAGGGCUGUACCCCACUACUAGGGGGAUACCCCCAGCCCCUCCUGCUUGGGUGACCCUCAGUCACCCCCCCAUGACACUAAUGUCCCUCCCCCCUGCAGGGUGAGGUAUGAGGGUCCCCCCCCAGGGGCUUUUUAGGGGGGGAAGGGGGACCGGAGCAGCCCUGUGUCACCGCAAAAUAUGAGACAGACCCCCCCUGACACCCCCCCGACCCCCGGCCUGCUGGUGCCAAUCUGAGCCUGUCACACACUGUCACCCCCGCUGACACGCUGUCACCUCCCAUCGCACUGACUACCUCGGGGGGAGGGGGGGGGACACAGCACAGCCUCCCCGCCCCCCUGUCACCCUGUCCUGUGUCCCCUGGGGGUCCCCUGUAGCUGGGGUUGGGGGGGGGCUGAUCAUGGCAGCGGUGGGGAGGGGCCUCCCCUCCCUGGGGCAUAUUUUUGUAUUUGAUAUGUAAAGUGCUUUUAACAUAAAAUAGAGAGAAAUUGGGAA
Falco peregrinus (peregrine falcon) is the source of this 2421-nucleotide messenger RNA. RefSeq names its product PDZ domain-containing protein GIPC1. Gene Ontology annotation, molecular function: protein binding. The record is from RefSeq and is a predicted model, not a curated record. NCBI's taxonomy places the organism in Eukaryota, Metazoa, Chordata, Aves, Falconiformes, Falconidae.